GGUUGUGAUCACGAAGGUGUAUUAAUAAACCAGCUAUUCCAGAACUACAGUCGAGAUGCUCGUCCUAGAAUGAAUGCAUCAGAAUCAGUAUCGGUGACUCUAGAUUUCUACAUGUCAAGACUGGAUGAACUGUAUCCAAAUAAAUUUGCCUUAUCAAACACCAUCUUUCAGGAAUGGAUUGACGACUUCUUACAAUGGAAUCCAGAAGAGUUUGAUAACAUUACUCGUUUGGUUCUUCCCGCCAGCAAGGUCUGGCUACCCGAUCUAUCGGUUGGUAACAGCAUAGACCAGAUAUUCCGGAGAGAGUUCGAGACUAUGUUUAGAGUAGCGGUAUAUUUUAAUGGAAAGGUUGUAUGGGAGCCCGGUGGAAUUUUCAGCACCUCGUGUCCAAUCGACAUCACCUACUACCCUUUCGACUCGCAGUCUUGUGAAAUCAGCAUUGGCAACUGGCAAUACACUGACGACCAAGUAAAACUCAGUAAUCGAUCUAAAGUGAUCAGUUUUGAAAAUUUCGAUCCGAACGGAGAGUGGAUGAUCGAUAAAACCGAAGUAUAUCGUGGGGAAUUCGUGUAUGUGUGUUGUCCAGAUUUGAAUUUUCCGGAGAUCAAUUUCAGACUGUACAUCCGGCGGAAGUUCUUGUACUAUUUUAUCAAUAUUAUGAUUCCGUGCCUGAUGAUGUCGGUGCUAGUCCUGAUGGUUUUUUACCUACCACCAGAUGCAGGAGAGAAGAUUUCUUUGGGAGUUACUGUUCUUCUUUCCUUCUCCGUGUUUCAACUGAUGAUAGCUGAAAGUAUUCCAACUUCAGCUAACACCACACCCUUAUUAGAAAUCUACCUUCUGUGUUUCAUGGGAGCGUCAACAUUUUCCGUAACAGUUUCCGUCUUUGUAUUGAAUUUACAUCACAGAACGGAGUAUAACCGCCCUCCUAGACUGUUACGG
This is a messenger RNA of Lottia gigantea (owl limpet), 939 nucleotides long. RefSeq lists its product as hypothetical. The annotation marks the transcript as partial. The record is from RefSeq and is a predicted model, not a curated record. Gene Ontology annotation, molecular function: neurotransmitter receptor activity; transmembrane signaling receptor activity; extracellular ligand-gated monoatomic ion channel activity. Gene Ontology annotation, biological process: chemical synaptic transmission; nervous system process; monoatomic ion transmembrane transport. Gene Ontology annotation, cellular component: neuron projection; membrane; synapse. Lineage: Eukaryota; Metazoa; Mollusca; Gastropoda; Lottiidae. The transcript is spliced from 4 exons.